AUGGCGUCAAUCCUCCAGCACGCGCGACGCGUUGCUUGGGACAGCUAUAAGGGAGACCAUAGCCCGGGACAUCGCAUCAGAAAGCUUUCACGAUCAGCUCCGUUGUCUCUAUUUAUCGAAGCGUUGGAAGCCGAUGGCUGUGUGAUAGUCAAGGAUUUCACCGACAAAGCAGCGCUUGAGAAGGCGGAAUGGGAGGUGCGGCCGUGGCUAGAUCAGCAAGUGAAUGGCGUGAAAGUGGGCGGCAAGUUUCUCUAUCGUGCAAAACCAUCAUUGAGCGCAACAGUACGAGAGAAGUUCUUUGCCGAUCCGCUCUACCAAGCUCUGUGCGAACACUUUCUGGCGCUUGAGACGACCCAUUAUUACGGCAACAAGCCACUCACCACAACCAGUCACCCACUUCUCUCAAUCUCAAUUGCAUUUGAUAUCCCUCCAGGAACUCCGGCGCAAAACCUUCAUCGCGACGACAAGAAUCACCAUGCUCGCCAUUCCCAUGCCGAUAAGUACGAGAAAGGCCGUGAUAUGCUAUUAGGCCUGUUCGUUCCAUCCUGCGAUACCACCAAGGCCAAUGGUGCUACGAGAGUCGUCCCAGGCAGCCAUCUGUGGGGCGAUGAUAUGCCCGACUUUGGAUCCGACGGCAACCGUGGAGUUGUCGACGCAGAGAUGCGCAUGGGAGAGGCGUUUAUUAUGCUAGGAAGUCUUUAUCACGGAGCGGGAGCGUAUGAGAAGCCAUUGGGAACGGUAAAAGACGGUGAUAGAGAGAGCAGGACGGUCUACGCCAUGUUUUCGUGCACCGGCGUGCAUCGACAGGAAGAGGUAUCAUUUCUGUCGUAUUCGAUCGACGAGGUCAAGACAUAUUCGAAGAUCGUGCAAGAGCGACUAGGUUGGAAGCAGAGUGAGCCAAACCUAGGUUGGGUCGACCUCAAGAGUCCGGAAUUUCUCCUGGCGCAAUGA
Molecule: messenger RNA, 951 nt
Organism: Cladophialophora bantiana CBS 173.52
Lineage: Eukaryota; Fungi; Ascomycota; Eurotiomycetes; Chaetothyriales; Herpotrichiellaceae
Exons: 2
Coding region: 1-951 (316 amino acids)
Source: RefSeq, a predicted model, not a curated record